Acyrthosiphon pisum (pea aphid) is the source of this 762-nucleotide messenger RNA. Its product is annotated as protein ANTAGONIST OF LIKE HETEROCHROMATIN PROTEIN 1-like. The record is from RefSeq and is a predicted model, not a curated record. The coding region runs from base 1 to 762 and encodes 253 amino acids. NCBI's taxonomy places the organism in Eukaryota, Metazoa, Arthropoda, Insecta, Hemiptera, Aphididae. The transcript has 3 exons.
AUGACGUUUACUGCGUUACAUUUUGAAUUUAAAAUAGGUAAAAGUACUGUUGGUGAAAUGGUGCGAGAAACUUGUGCUGCAAUAUGGAACACGUUGCAAAAGGAAGAAAUGCCUGAACCAACUACUGAACAUUGGUUGGAAAUAUCAAAUACAUUUUAUACAAAAACCAAUUUUCCCAACUGUCUUGGUGCUGUAGAUGGGAAACAUAUUCGUAUACAAAAUCCAAAAAACACAGGCUCACUCUUUUUUAACUACAAACAAUAUUUUUCAAUCAUUUUAAUGGCAGUAGUUGAUGCCAAUUUGAGUUUUAUUUACAUUGAUGUAGGAUCUUACGGUAAAGAAUCAGAUUCUAAUAUUUUUAAGGAAAGUUCUUUUGGAAAAAAGUUGUAUUCAAAUGCCCUUAAUAUUCCUGGUCCUAUACGUUUACUUAGUUCGCAAGGUUCACCACAGCCUUAUGUUUUUGUUGGUGAUGAGGCAUUUGUCCUUCACACAAAUUUAUUAAGGCCGUAUCCACAACGAGGACUCAACGACGAACGUAGAAUUUUUAAUUACCGUUUGUCUAGAGCUAGACGCACUGUAGAAUGUGCUUUUGGAGUACUUGCCAACAAAUGGCGAGUAUUACAUAGAGAUGGAUAUAAUUUUGAAGAUAUGGAAAGUGAAUGCAACGACAUCGAGGUAAGAGGAACGGGUUCUUGGUCCAAUGGGAUUGAAAUACGAGAAACGUAUGCGGAAUAUUUUGUACAUGAAGUUGUAGUUACGUGA